Molecule: messenger RNA, 3223 nt
Organism: Talaromyces proteolyticus
Lineage: Eukaryota; Fungi; Ascomycota; Eurotiomycetes; Eurotiales; Trichocomaceae
Product: putative 26S proteasome regulatory subunit Mts4
Exons: 6
Coding region: 279-3005 (908 amino acids)
Biological process (GO): regulation of protein catabolic process; proteasome-mediated ubiquitin-dependent protein catabolic process
Cellular component (GO): proteasome regulatory particle, base subcomplex; nucleus; proteasome storage granule
Molecular function (GO): enzyme regulator activity
Source: RefSeq, a predicted model, not a curated record
GCACUAGCGCGUAGUAGCACCCCGUGACCUGCCCAGCGAGCUGCGGUUAGGUACUGCUCCACAGCGGCAACAGCAUCAACGACGCAAGCUCCAGGUGCCUUGGUUCACCACAUCCACACACACACACCUCUUCACUGCGCUCUGCUACUCAAGCUCGUUGUUAAUACGCAACAAAUCCCAGAGCAAAUCAUUUUUACCUCUUCCAGCUUUCUUCUCUCUGUCUUUUGUUUCCCUCCUAGACAUAGAUUACUACUGGCCAUUGAGGCUCACUCGCGCGAAUGGCGAAAGAUGGCCAGAGCUCAGCCGCUGCUGAGAAGGGAAAGGGCAAGGUGGAUGACGUUCGAGAUCUGAACGGACAGAAAAAAGAUGCAAAGGAUGAUAAGACCUCGAAGAAUGGAAAGAAGGACGGCAAUGAGGACGAGCUUCAAGAAGAGGAGCUCAAUGAAGAAGACCUGGCCCUUAAGAAUGAACUUGAGAUGCUUGUUGAGCGGCUGAAGGAACCAGACACCUCCCUUUACCGUCCUGCGUUAGAUGCCAUCAAAAACUUUAUUAAAACAUCCACCUCCUCUAUGACCGCAGUACCAAAACCUCUGAAGUUCCUCCGACCACACUACGAUGAGCUUAGCGAGCUGUACGAGAAGUGGGCAGCAGGAUCUGACAAGGACUCUCUCGCAGAUACGCUCUCGGUUUUGGGUAUGACGUAUGGCGUGGAAGGCAAGCUAGAAACACUUAGAUAUCGUCUUCUGGCCAAAUCUUCUGCUGAAGAUCUGGGCUCCUGGGGUCACGAAUAUGUUCGGCACCUUGCGCUGGAGAUUGGACAGGAAUAUCAAAAUCGGCUGUCAGAAGACAAAGAUUGCAGCGACCUCGUUGAAUUAGCUUUGUCCCUCGUCCCAUAUUUCCUCACACACAAUGCCGAAGCUGAUGCUGUCGACUUACUCAGCGAACUCGAGAUGAUUGAGGAGAUUUCGAAAUUUGUUGAUGAAAACACAUACCAAAGGGUCUGCCUGUAUAUGGUCAGCAUGGUCAACUUGCUCACCUACCCUGAAGACCAUCAGUUCCUCCACACCGCGCACGAUAUUUACGUUCGAUACAAUAAGCUCACCCAGGCUAUUGUCAUCGCUAUUCGUUUAAACGAUGUUGACCUCAUCAAGAGUGACUUUGCGGCUACAGAUGAUAGAGCGGUCAAGAAACAGAUGGCGUUCUUGGUCGCUCGACAACAGAUCUGGCUGGAUUUGCCAGAAGAAGAGGACGACCAGGAGUUGGCCGAAUGUCUCAAUAACACCCAGAUCCCUUCUCACUUUAAAGCUCUGGCCAAGGAACUUAACAACCUCGAUCCGAAGAUGCCGGAGGAUAUUUACAAGACACACUUGGAAAACAGUCGAGGUGCGGGUUUGACAAAUGUUGACUCUGCACGACACAACUUAGCCAGUGCAUUUGUUAAUUCGUUUGUAAAUGCUGGCUUUGGAAGUGACAAGAUGAUGUUGGUUGAAGGUGACAAAAGUCCGUGGGUUUGGAAGACAAAAGACGACGGUAUGCUGUCUACAACUGCUUCGCUGGGUAUGCUAUUGCACCGAGAUGUCGAGAGUGGCUUGGACAAAAUCGACAAGUACAACUACGCUAAGGAAGACCAAAUUAAAGCAGGUGCUUUGCUUGCGAUUGGUAUCCUCAACUCCGGUGUCAGGAUUGACACCGACCCUGCCAUGGCUCUCCUAAGUGACACAGAAACGAUCGAAAACAAAAGCAUUCCGAUGAGAAUUGCCUCUAUCAUGGGUCUUGGCUUGUCCUAUGCCGGCUCAAACAAGGAGGAGCUCUUGGAAAUUUUGUUACCUAUCGUGGAAGAUUCCUCUCUCGACAUGCAACUCUCUGCUAUGGCUGCUGUGUCCUUGGGUAUGAUUUUUGUUGGCUCGUCUAACCACCAGGUCUCUGAAGCGAUUGCCACAACACUGAUGGAUGAAGAGCGACAGAAGCAGCUGAAAGACAAGUGGACAAGAUUCAUGGCACUGGGUCUAGCCCUUCUAUACUUUGGACGGCAAGAAGAAGUCGAUGUUAUUUUGGACAUUCUUAAGGCAGUGGAUCAUCCAAUGGCCAAGCCGACAGCCGUGCUUGCUUCGGUCUGCGCCUGGGCUGGUACUGGUACCGUUCUGAAGCUUCAAGAACUUCUCCACAUCUGUAAUGAUCACCUCGAAGAUAAGGAAGAAAAGAAAGGCGAUGAGCUCGUGCAGUCCUAUGCUGUUCUCGGAUUGUCUCUCAUUGCUAUGGGAGAAGAUGUCGGUCAAGACAUGAUUUUACGACAAUUCGGGCAUUUGAUGCAUUAUGGUGCAAGCAACAUCCGAAAAGCCGUCCCACUAGCAAUGGGACUUGUCAGUCCCAGCAACCCACAGAUGAAAGUUUAUGACACGUUAUCACGAUACAGUCACGACAAUGACAAUGACGUUGCUAUCAAUGCAAUCUUUGCCAUGGGUUUGACUGGAGCUGGUACAAACAAUGCUCGUUUAGCACAGUUAUUAAGGCAGCUGGCUAGCUACUACCAUCGUGAUCAGAAUUCUCUCUUCAUGGUCCGCAUUGCUCAAGGGUUAUUGCAUAUGGGUAAGGGCACUGUCUCUGUCAACCCAUUCCAUACAGAUCGCCAGGUGCUUUCACGGGUUGCUGCUGCGGGUUUGCUUACUGUUUUGAUUGCAAUGAUUGAUGCAAAACAAUUCAUCCUCGCCGAACACCAUUAUCUUCUUUACUUCCUCAUCACAGCAAUGCACCCCCGCUUCCUUAUCACGCUUGACGAGGAUUUGCAACCUCUUAUUGUCAAUGUACGUGUUGGUCAAGCCGUGGAUGUGGUCGGCCAGGCCGGUCGCCCCAAAACCAUUACAGGAUGGCAAACCCAGAGCACGCCUGUACUGCUCAGCUACGGCGAAAGAGCCGAGCUAGAAGAUGAACAAUACAUCCCUCUCAGCAGCACACUCGAAGGACUAGUUAUUUUGCGCAAGAACCCCGAAUGGGAGAGCUCGACAUAAAUGCGUAUUAAAUAUACGGGUAAUUUUGGAUUGUCGCUGAGGGUAAUCGUACUAGUGGUUCGUAUUUUGGAGAAUUUGGAUGGUCAAGGCUAUUUUGCAUCUACAGUAUAUGUAUGGCCGCUGAAGGUCAAAAUUCCGAAAGCUUUACGCACGGAGUAUAGAUUAUAGUCUCACAUCAUUGUAUUCAUAAAGAAAUGAAUUUCGUACUAUUUCUCUGA